AUGCCGCCGAAAAAGGACGCGAAGCAGUCUAAAGCGGAUCUCGCGAAGAAGCAGAAGAUCGUGGAGGAUAAGACGUUCGGGCUGAAGAACAAGAAUAAGAGCAACAAGGUUCAGAAGUAUGUGCAGAGCAUGCAGCAAUCCGUCCAGGCGACCGCCAGAAAACAGGCCGCCGAAGAUCCAACCGUCGCCAGAAAGAAGAAGAAGGAGGAGGAGGCGAAGAGAGAAAAGGAGCUGAACGAGCUCUUCAGAGUGGCAAUCACUCAGCCCAAGGUCCCCCCGGGCGUGGACCCCAAGUCCAUUGUCUGCGAGUUCUACCGCCACGGGCAGUGCAGCAAGGGCUUUAAGUGCAAGUUCUCGCACGACCUGAGCGUGGAGCGCAAGGGCGAGAAGAUCGACCUGUACAGCGACCAGCGGGACGAGGAAGACAAGAUGGAGGACUGGGACCAGGCGAAGCUCGAGCAGGUGGUGGCGUCGAAGGGUGCUGAGUACAAGAACGCCAACAAGCCUACGGAGAUUGUGUGCAAGUACUUUCUUGAGGCCGUGGAGAAGAAGCAGUACGGGUGGUUCUGGGUGUGCCCCAACGGCGGCAAGGACUGCAUGUACCGCCAUGCGCUGCCGCCCGGCUACGUGCUCAAGUCGCAGAUGAAGGCUUUGCUGGAAGAGGAGCAGGCGAACAAGCUGACCGUUGAAGAGAUGAUCGAAAACGAGCGCAAGAUGACCGCAAGCCACACGCAGCUGACCACGGAGAUUUUCAUGGAGUGGAAGAAGAAGAAGCAGGCCGUGAAGGACGCUGAAAUGGCGGCCAGGAAGGCAGCACGCGCAAAGGAGGACAGAAUGAGUGGUCGUGAGCUGUUCCUGUCCGAUGCCUCUCUUUUCGUCGACGACGAUGCGGCAUGUGAUGCGUACGAGCGAGUGGAGGAGGAGGAAGGGGCGGCAGCUCCCCCUGUUCCUACUACAGGGGAAUCCAGCAGCAGCGGUGGGGGUGGUGAUGCAGGGCCUAGCACAUCUGGUUCUGCAGCAGGAGGGGGUGAGGCUGGUUCGUCAGGGCUUGCUCUCACGGAGGAGGAUGAAAUGCUUUUGGCUGAGGAUGAUGAUGAGCUGGCUCCAGAAGAGCUGGAGGAGCUGGAAGCUGAGCUGGCAAAGACGUCAAUCUCUUGA
Molecule: messenger RNA, 1158 nt
Organism: Closterium sp. Yama58-4
Lineage: Eukaryota; Viridiplantae; Streptophyta; Zygnematophyceae; Desmidiales; Closteriaceae
Source: the annotation of a GenBank genome assembly